This is a messenger RNA of Humulus lupulus (European hop), 1410 nucleotides long. RefSeq lists its product as uncharacterized. The record is from RefSeq and is a predicted model, not a curated record. Gene Ontology annotation, cellular component: nucleolus; preribosome, large subunit precursor. The transcript is spliced from 11 exons. NCBI's taxonomy places the organism in Eukaryota, Viridiplantae, Streptophyta, Magnoliopsida, Rosales, Cannabaceae. Gene Ontology annotation, molecular function: rRNA primary transcript binding. Gene Ontology annotation, biological process: maturation of 5.8S rRNA; maturation of LSU-rRNA. Bases 180 to 1226 code for a protein of 348 amino acids.
AAACGAUUUUCUGAAGCAGUCCUCUGCCGUUCCCGGGUUUCCACUACACCCUCAGAAGUUGCUCGAACUGAAAAACCCUAAUCCCUAAACACGCUACGUCCCAGCCCCAGCAAAACCAUUGGUCAAGUGAUUCGAUAUCCUCUGAACUCAGUGAGUUUGAGUGGAGUAGUCGGGCAACAAUGGUGGUAAAGAGAAAGAGGAACGAUUCCGGAGGUGGAGACGAAGAUGAAUCGGCCGCAAAGCAGAGUACGAAGAAAGAGAUACUGCCGUCUAUGAUAAAAAACAAGGAUAAAAGAUCAGAGGUUCACGCCAAGCUUAAGCAGCAGAAGAAACUCGAGAAGCGAAAAAAAGUUAAGGCUCGCGAUGCCGCCAUUUCACGUGCUCUUGAGCUGGGCGAGGAGCCUCCUGAGAAGAAGAUCCCUCGGACUAUUGAGAACACAAGAGAAGUUGAUGAGACAGUAUGCAUGGCUGACGAUGAAGAGUUAUAUGCUGGAAUUGAUGCCGAUGAAUUUAGUUCAACUUUAAAGCGUGAAACUACUCCAAAGAUAUUAAUCACCACAUGCCGUUUCCAUUCUUCGAGAGGACCUGCUUUUAUAUCUGAACUACUCUCCGUGAUUCCAAAUGCACAUUAUUACAAGAGAGGAACCUAUGACUUGAAAAAAAUUGUGGAAUAUGCUAAUAAGAAGGACUUCACUUCUAUUAUCGUGGUUCACACCAAUCGGAGGGAGCCAGAUGCUCUCCUAUUCAUUAACUUGCCCGAAGGACCCACUGCUCAUUUCAAACUAUCGAAUCUUGUUUUACGCAAGGAUAUUAAGAAUCAUGGAAAUCCAACAAGCCACGAGCCUGAGCUUGUGCUGACUAAUUUUACUACUCGCCUGGGUCAUCGAAUUGGAAGAUUGAUUCAGUCAAUUUUCCCACAAGAGCCUAAUUUCCGUGGUCGAAGAGUUGUUACUUUUCACAAUCAGCGAGACUUUAUUUUUUUCCGACAUCAUAGGUACAUUUUUGAUUCAAAAGAAACUAAGCAGGCUGAUUCAAAAGGUAAGUCAAAGGAUGCGAAGGGUGAGGUGCCUCAACAGAAAGUUAUUGCUCGUCUUCAGGAGUGUGGACCUCGUUUCACAUUGAAGUUAACCAGUCUGCAGCAUGGAACAUUUGAUACCAAGGGCGGGGAAUAUGAGUGGGUUCACAAGCCGGAAAUGGACACUAGCCGAAGGAGAUUCUUCUUGUGACUUGGUUUGGAAUGUUGCUUUAAAUUUGUGGUGAAAUGGCAGAAUUCAGUUGAAGUUCCGUCAAGUUGCUGGAGCAUUUUUGACUUGAGAAAUUUAUAUAUAUAUUUAUUGAAUUCCCUUGACUAGUUAGUAUAGUUAUGUAUGGAACAAUGGAAAAAAUAAAACGUGAUUUUUUUCCCCUUUA